Messenger RNA from Caenorhabditis briggsae, 2232 nucleotides. Lineage: Eukaryota; Metazoa; Nematoda; Chromadorea; Rhabditida; Rhabditidae. The transcript is spliced from 6 exons. Bases 1 to 2232 code for a protein of 743 amino acids. The record is from RefSeq and is a predicted model, not a curated record.
AUGAACAUCCUUGACCAAAUUGAGGAUAAUCUUAGCUCAAAUAUCAUUGAGUCCAAAUUAGAUCCUCUCGAAGAAGAUUCAGGCAAAGAAAAUGAAUCCCGAGGGUUGAUUUCUAGUGCGUUCACUUCUUUGAAGGAAUCGGUUUUUGGAGAUUCUGGUGCUGAGCAGCCACAGAAAUCGAAUUCAGAUUCUGCACACAAAGAAGAGGUUCCUGGGAACCAACCGCUAGAAGAAUCAACUCCAGAAGUAGGAAGACAAUUGGAAACUCCAAAAGCUCCAGAAUUCUCUUCAGUUACUCCAGAGGAGGCUUCACAAGCAUCGAAAAUAGGAGGAAUUAUAUCUAGUGCCUUCACAACCUUCAAAGAAACAGCAUUCGGGGAUUUAACCUCAAAGAAUGAUGAUGAUUCAAAAGAAGAAUAUACUGCUAUCGAGCCCUCUUCAGAUCCAAUGGACCAGGUCAAAGUUCCAGAAGCACCAGAUGCUCCACACAUGCCUACAGAAUCAGAACAGGCUCUGAAAGGAGGUAUAUUUUCUAGUGCAUUCAAUUCACUCAAAGAAUCUAUGGCUGGGAACACAUCCCUUAAAACUGGACAAGCGUUAAUGGAAGACGACACGUCUUCUGAAGCACCAGAAGCUUCUGAACCUUUCGAAGUCGAGAAAAUGGGACAGAUGCCGUUUGAAAGACCUGGCGUGGAUGAUAGUAUAGCUUAUGAUGAGGCAGCAAGAGAUAAGGCGCAUUCAGAAGCAGCGGAGAAGGAGUUGGAGGAGCAGAAGAAGGAAAAGGAAAAAUCUUCUGAUGACAAGGGAACCAACAAGGAUCAUGCUGAAGUCUCAGGAGAGAAUUCUGAAAAGGAGGCAUCUGAAGACUCUACGGACGACGCGAAGAAUCGGGCUCCACAGAGUGAGAAGAGCCAGAAGGGGUUGAACCAGGAACAGAUGAGUUCUGGAGGUGAGGAGAAGGAGGAUUCCGAAGAUAAAUCAGAUGACAAGGAAAAGGUGAGGACAAAAAAUUGCUUUAGAGUUCCAAGUUUGAUUUUUCAGAAAUCCAAUGAAGAGUCUUCUGAUAAAAAAUCUGGAGACAAGGAAGAAGAAUCUUCUGAUCCUGCCAAGGACAAAGCCGCACAAGAUGCCAAUGCUGCCAAGGAUACAGCGAAAAAUCAAUUCCAAAGUACGAAAGAAGACAAAUCGUCCGAAGAAUCCAAAGAUCAGAGACCAGGCGAUCAUAGUCAAGAAGGCAAAACAGAAAAGCCCUCAAAAGAGGAUUCUGAAAAAAACAAGGAAUCUGAAAAGUCUCAGGAUCAGGACAAGGAAGAAAAAUCGGAAGAUAAAAGGGCCGGUGACCACAUCCAGGAGAACAAGGCAGGAUCUCCAGAUGAGCCUAAAAAAGAGGAACCUGGAGACAAGAAUGAGGGCUCAGAAUCCAAGUCCGAUGACAAAAAUGAGAAAGAAUCCAAAGAUCCCAGACCAGGGGACCAUAGUCAAGAAGACAAAGCUACAUCAUCAGAGAAGCCGAAACAGGAGGAAUCUGGAGACAAGGAUAAGGAUUCAGAAUCCAAAUCCGAUGACAAUAAUGAAUCCAAAGACCAGAGACCAGGUGAUCGCAGCCAAGAAGACAAGAAAGAAUCUUCAGAUGAGCCAAAGAAGGAGGAAUCUGGAGCCAAGAAUAAGGAUUCAGAAUCCAAGUCUGAGGACAAUAAAGGCUCCAACGACCAGAGACCAGGGGAUCAUAGUCAAGAAGACAAGGCCUCAAAAGAGGAUUCUGGAAAAGACAAGGAAUCUGAAAAAGGUCAGGAUCAGAACGAUUCCAAGGAUCAGAAGAAGGAUCCUGAAGACCAAAGGCCCGGGGAUCAUAGCCAGGAUUACAAGGCUGCAGAUUCAAAAGAGGAAGAUUCUGGUAAGAAAGAAGAUUCCCAGGACGACUCCAAGGAUAAGAAGGAAGAACCAGAAGACCAGAGGCCAGGUGAUCAUAGCCAGGAGAACAAGGCAGGAGAUUCGAAAGAGGAAGAUUCCAAGAAUGACUCCAAGUCUUCAGAUGACAACAAAUCAGAAGAUAAGAAGGAAGGAGGCAAUUCAGAAGAGAAGAAGUCCGGCGAGUCUAAGGACCAAGAAUCUGGUGAGAAUCCUGAAGAAGCAGAAGAGGAAUCCUCAGAUCCUCCAGUCAACAUUGCCGACGAAGUCAGCUACGUUUCAGCCAUGCAUAAAGAAGACGCGCUGGAUUCCAAGCCAUUAUAA